Aphidius gifuensis is the source of this 1617-nucleotide messenger RNA. RefSeq names its product protein apnoia-like. The record is from RefSeq and is a predicted model, not a curated record. The transcript has 3 exons. Lineage: Eukaryota; Metazoa; Arthropoda; Insecta; Hymenoptera; Braconidae. Bases 775 to 1236 code for a protein of 153 amino acids.
AAACUAUAUGUAUUUAUUCUCCGCUGCCCUUCUUUGCCCCUUUACCGUGUACAAACUACAAGUAGUAAAGUUAUCGCGUGUGUGUCUAAUGCAAAUGUUGUGUAAAAUCCAUCAAAUUUUAUCAAUCAAAAAAUUUAACAAAUUAUCUUAAAAAUACCGUUAAAAAAUUGAGCUUUAAAGCGUUUAUUUUAAUUGUUGGAUUGAUUUUAAAAAAAUUUAUAAUAUUGCUGUUUUUAGAUAUACUUUUUAGCAGUUAUUUCUGGUAGUAAUUUUUAGUUUUUUUUUUUUUUUAUUAAAGCAAAGAUAUGUGAUUAUCGAAUUUUUAUGUUUAUACGAAAUCAAUUAAUAUUAAUGACUUGAAGCCCUGCCUUAAAAAUUAUUCCAAUUCGUAGAAAGUAAAAAUAUCUUUGGUCGUAAAUAAAAAAUAAAAAAAAAUAAAAAAUCAUAAUAAUAAAGUUGUUGAAUAUAUCUACCGCUAAGUUUUGAGUACACUUGACCAUCGAACUAGCAGAGCAAUAACAGGGGGAAAUUAAUAUAUGGAAAUGAAUAUCUUGGUGUACAGUGGCAUACAGAUUGCGACCUGCGCAUGAAUCAAUGCGCACAUCUAAUUUUUAUAUUUUGUGUUUUUGAAUAAUUUGAUUUAAAGUUUUAAGUCUGUUUCGGGCCCACCUUUGAAUGGUACGUUAGACGUUAUUAGCGCUUCCUCAAAUUUUUUUCUAUAUUAAUUUAUUUUUUGACGAAAUAAACUUGUCAUUUAUUAAUAUUUGAAUUACGAUGGCUUUAAUCAAGUGUUGCAUAGUUUUUGUUAUGUUGUGUUUAUGUUUAUUAUCAAUUGAAGCAAAUAAUUUUGCGGAAACUGAAAAAUCUUUAAAUCAAGAUAAUGUACAGAGUAGUAUUUCUGAGGGCAGAACAUUUGGUCAUAAACGAACACAAUUUAUGCUGAUACCACUUAUAUUUAAAAUGGGAGUUAUGAUGACGUUGAUGGUUUUUCUGACAGUUAUUUCCAUGAAAGGUUUAGCAGUUGGAGUAAUGCUGCUUGUUCUUAAAUUGAGUGCAAUUUUUGGUAAGUUCUAUUCAUUAAUAAAUACACAGAGUCAUCAUCAAUCGCCAAUUCCACCACAAGCCCUGCAUCUGUUUGUUCACAAUAAUGGAGAUCACCAUAAUAAUUUACCAUACAAUGGUUGGGAAAAUCCAUCUGUUCCUGCCAAUGAUGAUAGCUACUAUUACAAAGGAUAAAAUUUUGGAUUCAAUCAAGUUUCGUUAAACAUAAAUAUUUAGAUAAACUUUGUUGAUCAUUAAACAAAGCUUUUAUUAAAAUUUGUUAACAACUAAUUUUAUUGUACUGCAGUCGUGUCUGUUUACUCUAUAAAAAGCAUUCGAAAAGAUUUGAGGUCUCAGGAAAUAUAAAAAUAAUAUAAAAUAAUUUAAUUUUUUUACAAUCAUGCUAUAGAAUAUUAAUUUUUUAUUUGUUUUCGAUAUUGUUUAUCAUAAAAACAAGCUAACUAAAUGACUCGAAAAAAAAAUAUCAUUUAAAGUCACGGUAGUAAUUUUAUUAAAUACAAAGAAUUUUUAAACAAUAAAAAAAACCGCUAUUAAUAGUCUACUAAAUCAGCUUUU